AGUAAAUUUAUUUCAAGUUUUAGCUCUAAGAAACAAAAAUAAUUUUUUUAAUUGAAAACACUUUAAUUGAUGAGUCACUGCGACGCAAACUGCAUGGCAACAGAUGAGUAACUUUCAAAAAGAAAAAAAAGAACAAGAAAAAUAUGGAUUCAUGUUGUCUGAAAAAAGAUCUCUCACGCAAAAAAAUAACCAUCAUCUUGUAUUCAUUUUUUUGGCUUAAGAUCAUUAUUCUUGGUUGCCUCGUCACCAUGCCCUCCAUCUCUCCUCUUUUUUUUUCCCUAGAUUGAAGUCCGCAUUGAAGUUUCGACUAAAUUUGAAUCGUAUACAUUAAAGCCCAUCAUUAUGGGACUACAACUUAUCGUGGUGCAUGCCCCCAUCUCAAUCUCCCCCACCCCACCCCCACACAAUCUUCUUCACCUAUAUAUACUUACUUCCCUGUUCCAGUUUUAGUCAUCUUCACUACCUACUCAAAAAAAUAAGAAGUAUAGCAGCAUUUGUACAAAAAUAUUCACUACUAGAAUCCCCUGUUUUCCAGCCAAAAUCAUUCGGGUUAAUUUUAGUUGAUUGGAAGUUUCAUUCCAUCAAUGGCUGCUUCUGGAUUUGAAGGAUUUGAGAAGAGACUUGAGAUACACUUCUCUGGCGAUGAUCCUGCGAUCGAAAUGGGAGGUCUCCGGCAACUAGAUUUUGAUUCCUUGGAGCAAGUACUACAUGCUGUGCAGUGCACAGUGGUGUCAGCUGUUUCGAAUCAAUAUUUUGAUUCUUACGUACUAUCAGAAUCAAGCCUCUUUGUAUAUCCUACCAAAAUAAUCAUCAAAACUUGUGGAACCACCCAGUUGUUGAAAUCAAUCCGUCCGUUCAUCCAUUUCGCGUGCCAAAUGGGACUUAUCAUAACAGAGUGUAGGUACACUCGAGGAAAUUACAUUUUCCCCAAAGCACAGCCGUAUCCACACACAAGUUUCAAAGAAGAAAUCUCUUAUUUGCAGGAUCAAUUACCUAAUCAUCUUUGCUACAGAAAAGCCUCUGUUAUGCCAUCGAAAUUCACUUCACAUUCAUGGCAUGUUUUCUCUGCUUGUGAUAAGUUUUACCCAAUCCCAAUUCCCAACGAUCAGUAUACCGUGGAAAUUUGUAUGACGGAUCUCGACCUGGUACUUGCCCGGAAGUUUUUUAAGAAUCCGGAUACAACCGGAAAACAGAUGACGGAGGUGACCGGAAUUGGAGAAAUCAUUCCGAGUGCUUUGAUUUGUGAAUUUGCUUUUGAUCCUUGUGGAUACUCCAUGAAUGGGAUUGAUGGAGAUCGCUACUCUACGAUUCAUGUGACGCCGGAAGACGGUUUUAGUUACGCGAGCUAUGAGUGUGUGGGAUCAGUUUAUGAUGAGGACGACAUUGAUAGGAUCUUGAAGAAGGUUGUUCAGGUUUUCCUACCGGGGACAAUGUCAGUGUCCAUUUCGUGUUCGAGCAGCAGCAGCAGCAGUGAGAUUUCUACCAGAAUUGUUAAAGCUGUCGAGCCACUGGGGAUGAAACGGCGGAAUUGCACCAUUGAUGAAUUCCCAGCAGCCGGAACUGUGGUGUUUCAAACUUUUACGUUGACGGGAAAUAGGUGAAUUGUAAUGCUUAAUAUAUCGAGUUUAAAUUCUGAAUUCGUUAUCUUAAAGUGGUGUGAGCGAGGAAAAGGUUUGAAAAAAUAUACGGUGGAAGUAAAGGACUACUAUUUUUACUUGUCUUAUUUAUUUAUAAUGUUAAUAAUCAUUUAGAGUUUAGAUUGAAAAAUUUAAGGUGAAUUGAUAUAUUAUGAUAAUGCAUAUAGAUAUACACCACUUGUGUUUCACUCCUAGAGAAAAUUUUGAACCUCUUAUGAAUCAUUUAUACAGUCAUGUUUCUGUUUUAUUUA
Molecule: messenger RNA, 1888 nt
Organism: Solanum lycopersicum (tomato)
Lineage: Eukaryota; Viridiplantae; Streptophyta; Magnoliopsida; Solanales; Solanaceae
Product: S-adenosylmethionine decarboxylase proenzyme 4-like
Biological process (GO): spermine biosynthetic process; spermidine biosynthetic process
Cellular component (GO): cytosol
Molecular function (GO): adenosylmethionine decarboxylase activity
Source: RefSeq, a predicted model, not a curated record